CCUCGACCGACCGCGGCCGGCGCAGCUACUCGCGCGCCGCGGAGCCUCGGGAGAGGCGGAGGCUGCCGGACCGCCGAGCUGUGCAGAAAAAGGCCCUGGGAUGAGCUUGGGCCCGGUGCACUAGACAAUGAAGCCGCGGGCGCUGCCGCCCGCCGCGGGCCCUGCGUACCCAGGCCGCACCUGCCGGCGAGGCGGGUUCCGUGCCUGAGCGCCCGCCCGGCCCCCCAUGGCUCGGCUCCCCGGGCGCGGACCCCGGCAGUCGGGCCGCGUGGCACGCGGACGGGCGGACUCCAGGGGCGCUGUUCCCGCAGCUUGAGCGCGGGCCUCGCUGCGCGCGGGGGGCGUGGGCGCCGCUCCCUGCCCGCCCGGGCUCUGCACCUGGCCAGCUCUGCGCCCGAGGCGCGCGUCCCGGCGGUCGGCGGCGCUGGAUGCAGCCCGGCCUCGGAGGGCGGCGCGGCGGCCGCGGCCCCUGGGGACAUGUACCUGCUGGACAGCAGCGGCGAACCCGCGUCUUUGCCCGCAGACGCGAUGUCGCGCGGGACGCCCCCCAGGAAGACCGUCUACCGCAUCUCGGUGACCAUGGUCAGGAAGGAGCAGCUGGCCGCUCCGGCUCCGCGUCCUACUCGGUGGCCCCGGCCCGCGCGCUCCCCGGAGGCGCCUGGGCGGCUGGAGGAGGAGGCCGAGGAGGCGGCGGCUGAGGAUCCUGAGAUCGGGCCGCGCGCCUGGGACUUCCGCGCCUUUCGCACACGCAGCACCGGGCAGCUGGAGCUCGGGCGGCUACGGCCGUGCUCACGCGGCGCGGAGCCCGCGGACCUGAUGGGGAGCCCCACGGCUGAGGCGCCCAGCAGUCCUGACGGGGAGGAGGCUCGGGCCGCGCCCCUGCGGCGGAGCCUCAGCUUUAGGCACUGGAGCGAGCCCGAGGCGCCGCGGAGCCCUGCGCUGAGCGGCGGGAGGCGCCACAGCAGCUCUGGAAGCCUGGCUUGGGCGCCGGACGACGAGGUCGAGGCGGACGUGGUCCCGGAGCCGGUGGCCGGGGCGCAGCCGGCGACAGAGAAGCGCAACACCUUGGAUGUGGGCGAGGUGCUCAGCAAGAACGAUGCACUCUCAGACCUGGAGCGCUGGGAGCGCAGCAAGAGCAAGAACCGCACGCUGGACAACAGCGACCUGCAGCGGCUGGAGCGCGCGCGGGCCGCGGCUGCCGGCCCUGGGGCCGCCUCGGAGCACCGACUGCUGCGUUUCUUCAGUGGCAUCUUCGCGCGCAGGGACGGCGGGCCCUCACCCCGCAGCGGCGCCCUGCGCUCUCGCGGUUACUUCAGCCUGCGGCGGGCCCCGGCCGACACGCACUCGUCCAGCGCCGAGAGCAUCGAGGGGUCCCCGCGCAGAGAUGCUUUCGUGAACAGCCAGGAAUGGACACUCAGCCGAUCAGUACCAGAGCUCAAAGUGGGAAUUGUGGGUAACCUGGCCAGCGGCAAGUCUGCGCUGGUGCACCGGUACCUGACAGGCACGUACGUGCAGGAGGAAUCUCCAGAAGAUAUGGACGCAGGUGGCAGGUUCAAGAAGGAGAUUGUUGUCGAUGGACAGAGUUAUCUGCUGCUGAUAAGGGAUGAAGGGGGCCCCCCGGAGGCACAGUUCGCCAUGUGGGUGGACGCGGUCAUCUUUGUCUUCAGCUUGGAGGAUGAAAUCAGUUUCCAGACUGUCUACCAUUACUACAGCCGAAUGGCCAACUACAGGAACACCAGUGAGAUCCCAUUAGUGCUGGUGGGGACCCAGGAUGCCAUAAGUUCCACCAACCCGAGGGUCAUCGAUGACGUCAGGGCUCGGAAGCUCUCCAAUGACCUGAAGAGGUGCACAUACUAUGAGACGUGCGCCACCUAUGGGCUCAACGUGGAGCGGGUCUUCCAGGACGUUGCCCAGAAGAUUGUUGCCACAAGGAAGAAGCAGCAGCUAUCCAUAGGCCCCUGCAAGUCCUUACCCAACUCUCCAAGCCACUCGUCUGUGUGUUCUGCCCAAGUGUCCGCGGUACACAUCAGCCAGACAAGUAACGGAGGUGGGAGUUUAAGUGACUACUCAUCCUCUGUCCCUUCGACCCCAAGCACCAGCCAGAAAGAGCUUCGGAUCGACGUCCCUCCCACUGCCAACACUCCAACGCCUGUCCGGAAGCAGUCCAAGCGCAGGUCCAACCUAUUCACAUCUAGGAAAGGGAGCGACCCAGACAAAGAGAAGAAAGGCCUGGAGAGCCGUGCGGACAGCAUCGGGAGCGGGCGAGCCAUCCCAAUUAAACAGGGCAUGCUGCUGAAGCGAAGUGGCAAGUCACUGAACAAAGAGUGGAAAAAGAAGUAUGUCACCCUGUGCGACAACGGUGUGCUGACCUACCACCCCAGUUUACAUGAUUACAUGCAGAAUGUCCACGGCAAAGAGAUAGACCUCUUGAGGACCACUGUGAAGGUGCCGGGGAAGAGGCCGCCCCGAGCCACAUCUGCCUGCGCACCGAUCUCCAGUCCCAAAACCAACGGCCUGGCCAAGGACAUGAGCAGUUUACACAUCUCACCAAAUUCAGGGAAUGUCACUAGUGCGUCUGGGUCUCAGAUGGCAAGCGGCAUCAGCCUGGUCUCCUUCAACAGCCGACCCGAUGGCAUGCACCAGCGCUCCUACUCAGUCUCCAGUGCCGACCAGUGGAGUGACGCUACAGUCAUUGCAAACUCAGCCAUCAGCAGUGACACGGGGCUGGGUGACUCGGUGUGUUCCAGCCCAAGUAUCUCCAGCAGCACCAGCCCCAAGCUCGACCCACCCCCCUCCCCCCACGCCAACAGAAAGAAGCACCGGAGGAAGAAAAGUACCAGCAACUUCAAGGCUGACGGGCUCUCGGGCACUGCUGAAGAGCAAGAAGAAAACUUGGAGUUUAUCAUUGUGUCCCUCACUGGCCAGACGUGGCACUUUGAAGCCACCACAUACGAGGAGCGAGACGCAUGGGUCCAAGCCAUCGAGAGCCAGAUCCUCGCCAGCCUGCAGUCGUGCGAGAGCAGCAAGAAUAAGUCCCGACUAACCAGCCAGAGCGAAGCCAUGGCCCUGCAGUCCAUCCGUAACAUGAGAGGGAACUCGCACUGCGUGGACUGUGACACCCAAAACCCUAACUGGGCCAGUUUGAACUUGGGAGCCCUCAUGUGUAUCGAGUGCUCGGGGAUCCACCGGAAUCUCGGCACCCACCUCUCUCGGGUCAGAUCGCUAGACCUGGACGACUGGCCCAUGGAGCUGAUCAAGGUGAUGUCGUCCAUCGGGAAUGAGCUGGCCAACAGCGUGUGGGAAGAGGGCAGCCAGGGACGGACAAAGCCCUCACUGGACUCCACCAGGGAAGAAAAGGAAAGGUGGAUCCGGGCCAAGUAUGAGCAGAAACUCUUCCUGGCCCCACUGCCAUGCACAGAGUUCUCCCUGGGCCAGCAACUGCUACGUGCCACUGCCGAGGAAGACCUGCGGACUGUCAUCCUACUUCUGGCACAUGGGUCCCGGGAUGAGGUGAAUGAGACCUGUGGGGAAGGAGACGGUCGCACAGCGCUGCACCUGGCCUGUCGCAAGGGCAAUGUGGUCCUGGCUCAGCUGCUGAUCUGGUACGGAGUGGACGUCAUGGCCCGAGACGCCCACGGGAACACAGCACUGGCCUAUGCCCGGCAGGCCUCCAGCCAGGAGUGUAUUGAUGUGCUUCUACAGUAUGGCUGCCCCGACGAGCGCUUUGUGCUCAUGGCUACCCCUAACCUGUCCAGGAAGAACAACAGCAGGAACAACAGUAGCGGGAGGGCGCCCAGUGUCAUCUGAGCUCAGCCAACGCUGCACCUGGGAUCCCACGCCCACCUGCUCCGGAAGUUGCAACCACCACGUGAGUCCCUCAGUUCCCUCCCUCUUCCUGGUGGAAGCCUUCCACCUACCUGCCACUCACUCACCGCACUUGAAAUCUCCCGACCUGGACAUCCUCAAGGGGAGAAGAGGAGGCUGCAGGCCACAGGACGGAACUCUUUCCCCACCCUCCAGAAGCAACAUAGGAGGACCGACCACCUCCCGGCUUUGAGGAUAGCACACAACAACGGGGGACCCCUGUUCCAGUGGCCUGGAGACGGGGCAGGGGGAGGGGUAGCAAGGAGAAGGGGCAGCGUCCCCUAGCUGGCAGUUAAGCACAUCAGUACAUUUCACCUCGACCAAAAGGAGGCUUGGAUUUCACGUCUUCUCGGGGGAGCUUGACGGCAUAAAUCAGAAGCAAGCACAGUUUGUCAGGUCUGAAGCCCCUAUGAUGGUAGGUGUCAAAUCAGUUGUAGCUAAUCUGUCCAGGGAGAAUACCAGCUUCAUUACACUUGUAUAGUCGAGUUCCUCCAGCAUUACCGCUGUUUAAUAGAACGUGAUUAGUCAUCACCGGGAAGAAGGCAUAUUAGCCGAGGAGGUAGUUACACGGCACGCUCCGGUGAUUGCCACGAUAUGAUUGCAGUGCGCCUAGCAGCAUCAUAUUAUCCUAGACAUGUCUCUCCAGCCCUUGGAGCCCUCCUUUCUAAAUUCACUGUCAUAAUUUAGUAUCUGUUUAAUUUUUCAGUCCAAAGAGAGGAAAUCAGUUGCCGGGUAUUAUUUGACUUCAGUCCCCUUACUUGGUGCAAAAACAAAAUGGAAAAUAAAUAAAUAAGUAAAUAAAGAGUCACUUGGAAAUUCUAAACGAAAUCAUGAAUUCGGCUGAAAACAGCUUUCAAAUAUGUUCCAAAACUAAAUACAUAAAAGACUUUUUUUUUUCCUAAGAGAUUUUUCUGUACUUUGGCCACAACUGAUGUGUCAGGCCUCAGUCCACAAGGUCUGGAUUACCCAGGUUUCUGUCGUAGAUAAGAUGUGUGAAAAUCUAUUUGAAUAAAAGAAGUUCAUAAAUAUGCAUUGAUUUUUGCACAGACAAAUGGCACCCGUGUUAAUUUAUAAAUUGAGCUGGAUGGGAACUAAUAACAUGCAACUGGUUGAGCUCAGAGGGUUACAGAUCAUUGUCCGUGGGAAGUACUCCCAGCAGUGAACACUUCCAUUAAUGUGAUAAACAGCUUUUUAAAAGGUGCGUAUCAGAAUAAGUCGGUGGCACAAUUUGCUUAUUAAAGUCAGGACAGGAAGCAGGGAGGGGAAGGAGGGUAUGAGCCCUCAUCCCAGAGCCCAGUUUUAGAGCCAAGACCAUCUUCCUAGUCAGACCGAGGGGCUGUGGCAAGAAGGGGUGAUUUCUCAAAACACCAGACCCACGAAGGUACCCUGUGAGCAGCUGCUAGCGGCUCUGGCCCAGCCGGCUCCUGAGAGUCUGUAGACUCCGCCCGGCACGGCCCGUCUGGCUCUAACAUCCGAUUUGCCACCAUAGGUCACAGGGCUCAUCAGAUACCGGACACCUUCAGCACGGUGAUCAGACAGGAACACCAAACCGUGACACUAUUUAGUUCUUAAAAAAAUAAAUUGGGACAGCCUUGCCAGAGAGCCCCCCGCCCCCGUGACAGUGUGGCAGGGAGAAGUCCAUCACACUGGAAGACAGGACGCUGGGCAGAGCCACCACGGCAGCCUGUGGAGACGCUCCCUAUGCUUAUAUAUUUGAACUUUAUAUUUUGUAAGAGUUUUUCCUCCUCUUUAACUUUUUAAAAAAAGAAAACAAAAAACAAAUGUAAAGUAGAUGGGAAGGAAAGUGAAGCUUCACACAGCCUUUAUAUGUGGUGCGUGUCUUGUGGGGCUCUCCGGUCUGGGCACAGCCGGAACUGACCGGGAUCCAGAAAUGUCACAGAUGCGCAAGCCGCGGGUCUGAGGCCCCUGAGCUCAGUUCCAUAAGCCCUGCGUUUGGUUUCUCUUCCUGCUCUCCAUCACUGUGUUGUUACUUUAAAUGUGAAUAGAGAAAACAAGCUGUCAUUGCCUAUUUUUGAAGAAUGCUAUAGCAUCCGACCCCGCGAUCCGCAUACGCCUCCACGUAGCCUUUACCAUAGACUUCUAUAGAGAACACAGAUAGAGUAUAAAUGAGAUUCUUAAAUUAUUUCAGUGUAGCUAAUCCCCACUAGGAAUGCUUCUGUCGUAGGGGAGCCUACUUCAGAAAGGAAGCGGAGUCCUUUGUGAGGCCUCUCUUCGGGGUGUAUAUGAGUGUGUACAUAUUACUGUGUGUUUAUAAUAUGAUAUUUUCCCGAAUGAUUCCUUGUUUCACAUCAUCCUCCGCUGCCUGAAUGCGCAGUUGCUCGCUCUGGUUCCCUCCCUUCCUCCCUCCCUGACACCAUCAGUUCUUCCUCGGAACACACGGCCCCCUCCCCUGCCAGUUUUUGCCAUGCUGAACUGUCCAAGAGUAGCCCACUUUUCAUAAGCCUGAGUUGUGGCAAUAGAUACAAGGGUGGUAGCGGAGCCUCCAGGGUUUUCUGUGCAGAUAAAGGAGAGACUUGGCUCAACUGUACUUGUAUUUCACACCAGGUCCUUCCCUCAACAACAGCCUUCCUGUUCCCAUUUUCAUGAUGACACCAAGGCUGGGAGAAACAGGGACAGGGUUAUGGAUGGCAGUCCCAGUAGCAAACACUUCCCCUAAUGCAAUGCGCUUUUUAAAGAGCACAUCAGAAUGAGAUAGUCACCCGGUUGACUUGCUCAAAUCAAGAAAGGAAGUGGGAAAAGUCAGAGAAGCUGGUUAAGUGGGGGGAACACAUGCGUUCUCACUCCAGACACACUGUUAGAGCUGAGCCCACACUCUCACCAGGCCCAAGCCUUCCUGUUAGAGGUGAAUCUCCUUUCUCGUUGAGAAGUUCCCAACUGGGACCAGCGGCAAAGGGGCCUGUGACUUAUCUGUCAUUUGUCCUGGGGAGUCACUGAUAGAACCAGGCACAUGCCAGGCUCACCUGGGGCUACCUCUGCUAAGCUUCUGAUACCCUCCCCCAGGCCGUGAACAGUGUCAGGAGGGAGAGCAGCCCCAUUCUGAGAAACCACUCUAAUGGUCCGUCUGGUUUUACAAAGAGCUAAGCACUGCUCUCCUACUGUCCCCAAGUGUCACUCAAGCCUAAGACGAGCCUCCUUUCCUGCAACCUCGUACCUAUGCUGUUGGCUCAUCAAGCCUCCUCCUCCCUGUGGUUCCUACCAUGAGGCUGCUGGGGUGAGCACGCUUGCUCACUCAAGGAGCAUACAUGCUCUGUCAGUGCCCUCUUCCCUUUAACUUUGAGCAUCAUAACACCUCAGGUCUUGGGCUUUACUGCCUCUAUCCCGAGGAGCUUAGCCGGAGAGUGAACCCCAGGGCACUCUGUAACAUCCUCCUUUCUCUGUCAAGACCCACAGUGAGUUUGUGUCUAAACUUGGUGAGCCGGAGACUUAACUGGCCAUGAGCCUGAUUUGUGCUCUUGGUUGCCAAGGUUUCUGCCCCUCCUCCCUGCAUUGACACUGUUUCAUGCCUGAGAUGCUCCAUCUCUGUCCCUCCGGGAGACACCCCACAACAGCACAGCUGGGAGGUGUGUCAUCAGGGCCUCCAAACUCCCGAGAGGCUGACCUCUCUGAGAAGCCAGUCCUUGUCUUUUGGUGGGCUCUCCUCUGCUCGUCUGUCUCCAUCCUUCACAUCCUACAAGGUCCCCAAGGCUUUGCUAGAAAUCCCCCCCAGGAUUGUAUUUAUGACUUUGAAGCAAACAAAUUAAAAAGCAGGAAGGAAUUGGAGGAAAUGUGACAUGGAUGAACAUCUCUGCUUAAAAAAAAAUAAAAAUAACAACAGAAUUUAUCCCCCACUGCUUCUGUUGUGAAGGGCACAGCUGGAGGCCAUUUCUGCCUUGUCACUCACCAGAAAGCUACCAGGGCCAUUGGUGCCCAGUGUGCCACCUUCUCUUUCCAUUGUCUCUUAGAUUCUAAGUGGUCCUACUCCUGCCAGGCCCUGGCUAGCAGCACACCAAGAUGUGUGCCUGGUUCAUAACAGGACCAAGUCAUAUCCGGUCUAAGAGAACCACAUGACCCAACUCUUUGUAUCUGGCCUGUUUUAGGCCCUUCUCUUUAAGCAGCUGAGGUGAAUGUUGCAUUCCUUCUUGAGAGGUGAGAAAGGGAAGGGGAGAGGCCAGGCUACUCUUCUGGUGCCACCCCGCAGUCGACCAUAGACCAUGGGCUUUUAAUCCCACCCCUGGAAGCAAGAAGCAGGGACAGUUGAUUAGAGAGUCCAGCCUGGAGUCGGGGCUCAUCUCUCACUUCAUGGGGAAAGAUACCAUCUGGGGCCUCAGUGUUUGAAGAGACACCGUCUCCUCCUGCUCAGAAGUCCUGCCCUGACAGGGCUCUUUCAGCUGCUGAGACCCCAUUUAGUUUCUGGGCCUGCUGCUCUUUGGACCCUGGGUCAGAGUUGCAGUGAGAGAAGGUUUCAUUAUGGAUAAUUCUAGACAGCCAACAAGGCUCUGUGUCCUUAGGUUUUAGCAGAUCUGGGUCAGGCCUGCUUAAGUGCCAUAAGCCUGGUGGCUCCCUGCCCAAGGCAGUGCACACUGAGGGUCCAGGGAGAAGCUGACCUCCCGCCCCUCGUCUCAAGAGGCCAAGUUUCCUAUAGAAGAACAGUAUUUAGUUUGAGUUUGCUCCUGUCUGGUCAGAGCAUCUUAACUGAGGCCUUCCUCUUCCAUAGUGAGCCUCAGGUGGGUGUGGAUACCCAGCACUGGCAGCCACUCUAGGGUCCAAGCAAGUGGCCUCAGGGAGAGAGAGAGAGAGAGGGGGGGGGGUCAGCUCAGGGCUUGUCUUUAUUUUGCUGGGCAUGUGGCAUCUUUUGGGGAGCCCCCAGGGGUCAGGAAUCAAGCCAUAGGAUAGACUCUCCCACCAAAGGGAGGACUGAUCUGGAAUUCUGUGCAGGGAAUGACAUGGCCUUUGUCUUGUUGCGGGUAAAAUGAAGGAACCAAGAGGUGUGAGUGGGUGGGGGAUGGGAUUAGGUCCUGAGGAGAGCCCCUUAAUACACUGUUGCUGGGAACAGCUGCUGUAGGAUCACAUUGUAUAGCAGUGUCUGGGUUCAGGCCUGGGUCCACACUAGCCCACAUGUUAGUGUGGGUAUUAGAGAUGGCUCUCAAAUGCUUGCAGGAAGAAAAGCAUAGCCUCCUGCGUGGCUCAGGUGGACUCACUGAGGGCAUGCACCAAAACAGAAUUUGUAAACAGCCCUUUGUCCACAGCUGAUGUGCUCAGAAGAUGCUCGGCCCCCCAGGCUCACCCAGAUGGGUAGGGAAGGGACCAAGGGUGCUGUGAGUUGGGGGUCCAGCCCACGUGUAGCUUCUAGUUCCUGUUCUUGCAUGCACGCACGCACAUUGUUCACCCACCAACCAAGUCCUGCAGUUUCCUUACCAGGGUAGUCAAGUAGAGAGACCUGGCUAUUGUGUGACAGACAGGCAAAAGAUACCUUCAAAACAUCCUUGUGAUCAGAGGGAAAAGAUGCCUGCACCUCCUGUUGAAAAUCAUCCUUCUCUUGUAUGUAAAACCAUCCCUUUCCCUCCCCUCGUGGUGGGGUUCAGGGGGGCCCAGGGGGUAGUUUUUGUGUUUUUUUUUUUUUUUUCUAAAAUGUACCACUUUCUAAGAUGAGAACUGGUGCUCCAGCCCUGAGCCCUGAGGACUGAAAGAGUGUUGAGUCCCAGGAAGGCACAGAAGGUGACUGGCCCGUUAAAACAGCCUAAGGGUGGACCCUCUUCUUUCCUUCCCCCAGUUCCACCUUGAGUCUUCUUCUUGCCACAGGACCUUCUUUGAAAAAAAAAAAAAAAUGAAACCCCAGACAAGGCAGGGCACCGCUGGCACAUUUCUGGGUAGGGGCGAGGAAGGCCAUCUCGCCUGCCUGGCCACACAUAGAAGGCAGAAGCCCAGUGAGAGCUUCUCCAGAGGUGGGUCGCCAAUCGGGCAUUUUGAUAUUACCUCAUUCCAUGACUUUACGUUUCCCGAUGACUGAUGCUUUAUUUAUGCUGUUUGUCCUGUAAUUAAACCACCCACAGACAUUUCGCUUUGCUUGUUCGUUCAUACGACCUUGUUCGGGUUUAAAUAUGCUGGUUUGUAUUUUCCUGCCUUGGGUCAGCUGUACAGUAUUCUAAGGGGAAAAGGAAAAAGAGAAGCGUGUAAAGUAACGGAGAGAGGUGGCUAUAAUGUAGAGACCUCUUUCUAAUAAAGAAAAGAAAAUAUGUA
This is a messenger RNA of Mus caroli (Ryukyu mouse), 10101 nucleotides long. RefSeq names its product ArfGAP with GTPase domain, ankyrin repeat and PH domain 1 (gene Agap1). NCBI's taxonomy places the organism in Eukaryota, Metazoa, Chordata, Mammalia, Rodentia, Muridae. Gene Ontology annotation, molecular function: protein binding; GTPase activator activity; GTPase activity. Gene Ontology annotation, biological process: activation of GTPase activity. The record is from RefSeq and is a predicted model, not a curated record.